AUGGAGAUAGCUGACGCCUGCGCUGAUGCCUCCUCCGGGAGUUCUGACGGCGAGACCCGCAAGGCGACUGACGCUGGCGUUAACGAGGACCGCCACUGGGAGGAGGCGCGGAGCUCUGGCCGAGUUGUGGGACAAGUGAGGUCGCGGGCGCCUGCGUCGGCAUCUACUGGGGCGACGGGAUGGACCGAUGGGCGCUACGCAGACCGCCACGGAGGAUCGCGCGGCCUGUCGAGUUGUCCUGCCAGCACGAAGUGGGGCAUCAGCGCCAGCCUGGGCCACGACCCCCACCUGCUGUACACGCUGAGCGCCGUCCAGAUUCUUACUCUUUAUGAUAGUCUUAAUGUUAUUGAUGUAAAUAAAGUUGUUGAAUAUGUACAAAGUCUGCAGAAAGAAGAUGGGUCCUUUGCUGGAGACAUCUGGGGUGAGAUCGAUACAAGAUUUUCCUUCUGUGCUGUGGCAACAUUAGCACUUUUGGGAAAGCUAGAUGCCAUCAAUAUUGAAAAGGCAAUAGAAUUUGUUUUAUCCUGUAUGAACUUUGAUGGCGGAUUUGGGUGCAGGCCAGGUUCCGAGUCCCAUGCUGGGCAGAUCUAUUGUUGCACAGGAUUUCUGGCUAUUACUAGCCAGUUGCAUCAAAUAAAUUCUGAUUUGCUUGGCUGGUGGCUUUGCGAACGCCAAUUACCAUCAGGUGGACUCAAUGGACGACCAGAAAAGUUACCAGAUGUAUGUUAUUCCUGGUGGGUCUUGGCUUCCUUGAAAAUAAUUGGAAGGCUUCACUGGAUUGACCGGGACAAAUUGCGUUGUUUCAUUUUGGCUUGUCAAGAUGAGGAGACUGGAGGAUUUGCAGACAGACCAGGAGAUAUGGUGGACCCUUUUCAUACUUUAUUUGGAAUUGCUGGACUUUCUCUGUUAGGAGAUGAACAAAUCAAGCCAGUCAAUCCGGUGUUUUGCAUGCCCGAGGAAGCACUUCGAAGAAUUAAUGUUCAGCCAGAACUAGUGAACUAGAAUAGCAAGUCUCUGCUUUUUUUCAAAUGCGCAUAUGCAUUGUACAUUGUCAAAUUAGUUUUAUUAAAUUAUAUAGUUAUAUUUAUGUUAUAUAUAUAUUGUAAAAAAACUGUAUCCUAAAACUUGGCUUCAAAUAAUUCACUGUAAUGCUGUCAGAUUUUUAGUGCAAUAGUUUAAUGGUACUUGAAACAUGUAAUGAGUCAUUUCAAGAAGCAGGAAAAACACUAGCAUACUUAGUGUGGUAGUAUUAAUGCAUGUGAUGCCUAAGGAAAUUAGUGCUUUAAGUAUUAGUAUUUUUGAUGUGUGAAGAAUGAAUAAAUGUCAUUUGUAUUUACUGAGCUCUUAAAAGUCAAAUGAAAAAGCUCUUAUGAAGGCUUUAGAAGUCUUGUCAUUCUUGUAUACUUGAUGUAAGGGCUUGUAGGACUGAUUGGUUUCUUAGACUUGUUUCCUGUAAAUGUGUUAGAAAAAGUUGUGCACUUAUCCACCUAUAUUGAUCCCAUACUUUGUACACACCUCAAAACCGUGUCCAAACUGUGAUAAAUUAUUUUAAUGAGUUCAUUUGUAGAUUUCAGACUGGCAUGCAAAAGUAAUGAGAAUAAAAGGAGUCUAUUCUGAGGAGA
Messenger RNA from Sarcophilus harrisii (Tasmanian devil), 1622 nucleotides. RefSeq names its product Rab geranylgeranyltransferase subunit beta (gene RABGGTB). The record is from RefSeq and is a predicted model, not a curated record. Gene Ontology annotation, cellular component: Rab-protein geranylgeranyltransferase complex. Gene Ontology annotation, molecular function: Rab geranylgeranyltransferase activity. The transcript is spliced from 9 exons. The coding region runs from base 1 to 1002 and encodes 333 amino acids. Gene Ontology annotation, biological process: protein geranylgeranylation. Lineage: Eukaryota; Metazoa; Chordata; Mammalia; Dasyuromorphia; Dasyuridae.